CGGUUAGGGCACAAUGUGGAACUGAAGCUGCACUUCAAUCUCCGGCGAACUCAGCGGACUGCCGAAUUCGCUUCGAUCCGGAUUUCAACUGUAGUCAUGGCGAGCGCGGCGGCGUACGACUCCGAACAAAUUAGCUCCGGGGACUCCGGCUCCGCAGGUUAUGAUCCGAACUUCGUACCUGACUCCGUCAAGUCUUUCGUAAUUCACAUGUACCGCCACAUACGGGAGAAGAAUGUGUACGAGAUUCACCAGAUGUACGAGACGUCUUUCCAGAGCAUCAGCGACAGGUUUUUUAAGGAGACGCCGUGGCCUUCGGUGGAUUCGGUGGCUCCGUAUGUUGAUAACGAUCAUGUUUUCUGCUUGCUGUAUCGUGAGAUGUGGUUUCGGCACUUGUACGCCAGGCUUGUGCCUACGCUCACACACCGGAUUGAUUCGUGGGAUAAUUAUUGUAAUCUUUUCCAGGUUGUGUUGCAUGGUGUGGUGAAUAUGCAAUUGCCAAACCAGUGGUUGUGGGACAUGGUUGAUGAAUUUGUAUACCAGUUUCAAUCAUUCUGUCAGUAUCGUGCUAAGAUGAAGAGCAAAACCGAACAGGAGAUUGCACUGCUGAGGCAGUAUGAUCAGGUGUGGAAUGUGUAUGGUGUCUUGAAUUACUUACAGGCACUUGUGGAGAAGUCCUCGAUCAUUCAAAUCCUCAAGCAGGAGAAAGAAGGUGUUGAACAGUUCACUGCCACAGAUGGAUAUGAUUACAAUGGCGGCAGUAAUGUGUUGAAGGUCUUGGGGUAUUUUAGUAUGGUAGGGCUUUUAAGAGUUCAUUGUUUGCUUGGAGAUUACCAGACAGGUCUGAAGUGUUUGCUUCCAAUCGACAUAAGUCAACAUGGUGUCUACAUCAGUGUUAUUGGAAGUCACAUUGCAACUAUAUAUCAUUACGGGUUUGCCAAUCUUAUGUUGCGAAGGUAUACAGAUGCUAUUCGGGAGUUCAAUAAAAUUCUUCUGUACAUUUUCAAGACUAAGCAGUAUCAUCAAAAAUCUCCUCAGUACGACCAGAUCCUUAAAAAGAAUGAGCAGAUGUAUGGCUUGCUUGCCAUAUGCCUUUCUCUUUGCCCUCAAUUGGACCUUGUUGAUGAGACUGUCAACACUCAGUUGCGGGAGAAGUAUGGUGAGAAAAUGAUAAGGAUGCAGAAAAAUGACGAUGACUCCUUCUCUUUAUACGAUGAGAUCUUCUCGUAUGCGUGCCCAAAGUUCAUUACCCCAUCUGGCCCAAGCUACGAAGAGCCUCUUGUAAAUUACAACCAGGAUGCUUAUAAACUACAGUUGAAACUGUUCCUUCUCGAAGUGAAGCAGCAGAGUGUACUGUCCAGUAUUCGGGCAUUCUUGAAGGUGUACUCUACAAUCGCCAUUAGCAAACUCGCUGCUUACAUGGAGUUCGAUGAACAUACCGUCAGGGCACUCUUGAUGACAUACAAACACAAGACACAUUCUGUCGAUUCUGAUGGAAAAAUAACCUCAAAUGCAGACAUGGACUUCUACAUCGAAGACGACACAAUCCAUGUUGUGGAGUCGAAACCAGCCAAGCGGUAUGGAGAUUACUUCAUGCGCCAAAUUAUCAAGCUUGAGGGAGUAAUGACAGAACUCGACCGGGUGAAGCUAGAGUAAGCCAUAGUUUUUGCAUUUCUUCAGACAAAAAGUAAGGUAAAUCUUUCAUUAUGCCGAUUAUCUUAAUUUAUAAAUUUUGUGAUUGUUCAGACACCAUGCUUUACUCUGUUCCUAUUUUUCUAUGCGGCACAAAACUGAACACAGCGUACUUUAAUUUUAAUUGUCAGUACAAAAUGUAUCUUACUACUACUUUUCUAUCAUCUUAGUACUUAGAUUGCAAGAUUAA
This is a messenger RNA of Andrographis paniculata, 1879 nucleotides long. RefSeq lists its product as uncharacterized. The transcript has 8 exons. The coding region runs from base 97 to 1653 and encodes 518 amino acids. Gene Ontology annotation, cellular component: cytoplasm; eukaryotic translation initiation factor 3 complex. Gene Ontology annotation, molecular function: translation initiation factor activity. The record is from RefSeq and is a predicted model, not a curated record. Gene Ontology annotation, biological process: translational initiation. NCBI's taxonomy places the organism in Eukaryota, Viridiplantae, Streptophyta, Magnoliopsida, Lamiales, Acanthaceae.